This is a messenger RNA of Dryobates pubescens (Downy woodpecker), 1557 nucleotides long. It is a transcript of the gene SNAI2, whose product is annotated as snail family transcriptional repressor 2. NCBI's taxonomy places the organism in Eukaryota, Metazoa, Chordata, Aves, Piciformes, Picidae. Gene Ontology annotation, biological process: regulation of DNA-templated transcription. The coding region runs from base 135 to 941 and encodes 268 amino acids. Gene Ontology annotation, molecular function: RNA polymerase II cis-regulatory region sequence-specific DNA binding; DNA-binding transcription factor activity, RNA polymerase II-specific. The record is from RefSeq and is a predicted model, not a curated record. The transcript is spliced from 3 exons.
CGGUGCGCUAGGGACCGAUGCGCUAGGGACCGAUGCGCUCUCCCUGAUCGCACGGCGUGUGAGCUGCGCACCGGCCAGCUCCGCUACACCCACCCGUGACAGCGCCUGGGCGAAGGACAAACCCUGCCUCCAAAAUGCCACGCUCCUUCCUGGUCAAGAAACAUUUCAAUUCAUCCAAAAAGCCGAACUACAGCGAGCUGGACACUCAUACAGUGAUUAUAUCCCCAUACCUGUAUGAAAGCUAUCCAGUCCCUAUCAUACCACAGCCAGAGAUCCUGAGCUCAGUAGCUUACAAUCCCAUUACCGUGUGGACUACAACCGGGCUGCUACCAUCUCCAUUACCCAGCGACCUCUCUCCACUUUCUGGAUACCCCUCAUCUUUGGGAAGAGUCAGCCCACCUCCACCUUCUGACACCUCCUCCAAAGAUCACAGUGGUUCAGAAAGUCCAAUUAGUGAUGAAGAAGAGAGAAUCCAGUCCAAGCUUUCAGACCCCCAUGCAAUCGAAGCUGAAAAGUUUCAGUGCAGUUUAUGCAACAAGACCUAUUCAACUUUCUCUGGGUUGGCCAAACAUAAGCAGCUGCACUGUGAUGCCCAGUCUAGGAAAUCAUUCAGCUGCAAGUACUGUGACAAGGAGUAUGUCAGCCUGGGAGCACUUAAGAUGCACAUCAGGACCCACACACUACCUUGUGUCUGCAAGAUCUGCGGCAAGGCUUUCUCCAGACCCUGGCUACUUCAAGGACACAUUAGAACUCACACUGGAGAGAAGCCGUUUUCCUGUCCUCACUGCAACAGGGCUUUUGCAGACAGAUCCAAUCUGAGGGCUCAUCUGCAGACCCACUCGGAUGUGAAGAAAUACCAGUGCAAAAAUUGCUCCAAAACUUUCUCCAGAAUGUCUCUUCUGCACAAACACGAGGAAUCUGGCUGCUGUGUAGCACACUGAGUCAUGCAGUCAAUGUUUACCUGGACUCAAUGCAUUUCUCCACUCAUGUUCCAAAUGAUAAGUGGAAAUCCAAAGGUGUUUUCUCAUCUACUUUUCAGCCAAAAAAAACCCCAAACAAACCAAAACAACCCCAAAAACCCAAUCCACCCCAAAACAGCACCAAACAAGCAAACAGACAUAAUAGUGGAAGAACUUAGGAUGUCAGUAGAAAUGAGCUUUAAGUAGUUUGUGUUCAGCCACACACCUGCAUUCUCAAGUGUGAGUUCUGAAGUAUGGGGAAAGACACCAUGCAUGACAUUUCAAGUAGCUCUAAAGGAAGAAGCAUUAUCGGCUUUCUCUAUAGAGGAAACCAAAUGUAGGUCGUCUUUUCUUGCUUAGAAAAGGCUGCAAAGUUACCAAUACAUUCCUGCCAAGCCAUUUCAACCCAAAGAGACAGUAUUUUUAAGGGGGACUCUUAAUGAAAACACUUACCCAAGUGAAUUUUUUGCUAGACACCAUUUUCUCUCAGGUGCCUUAAGAUAAAGUAUUCCGAGUUUACCUUAGCAAAUGUUUAAUGUUAUUCAUUGCUGUGUUUUUAUCUUACUUCACAAGAAGCCAGGGCCUUCGUUACUGACCU